UCUUGUGUGACGACAGUCCCGCGUAUUGGAUGUGACCCUCACGCGCCGUGUUGCGCCCUCAUUUCACCUGUCGGUCUCAGAACACUUCUUAUACCUGCUGAGCUGGCUCCUGCCCUAUUGCCCCUGUGGUGAAGGAACACCGAGGAGAUCGUAUAUCAAUUCAUACUACAGUGCCCAUGCUUCCACUUCCGCUGAGUCCAACUACGCAUUCUACUUCUCUCUGAACCUUCAAGCUUUGAAGCUGUACAGUGCCCAGUGCCCACUCUGCUGGGCCGGCUGGUGACUGCGGGCACCCACUGACACUUAGGAAGACAAGACGGUUGCCACAGUUGUGACUUUCACAGGAAUACAUCAGGGUUCAUGGGACGGGAAAGUGGUUGCUGCGCUAAUACAACAACUUCAGACGUACUCUAGUUUUUAAAAUCCAUUAUUACGCAGCAAUGUGCAAUCCACCAUGUUGUGUGCUGGUGACAGGAGCAUCGGGGCUGCUGGGACGGGCAGUGUGUGGUGUGUUGAGGGAGGCAGGUCAUGCAGUGAAGGGCCUCGCUUUUUCCAGAGCUGGCCCAGGGCUCAUCAAGUGUGACCUAACAGACCUGGAAGCAGUGAGACUCAUAAUUGAAAAAGAGAAACCAAACUUCAUAAUUCACACAGCAGCACAGAGAUUCCCUGACGUGGUGGAGAGUCAGUAUGAAGAGACACGGAUCCUCAACAUCAGGACAGCUGAAAAUAUCGCCUCUGUGGCAAACCAGAUUAAAUGCAAGAUGAUACAUAUCAGCACAGAUUACGUGUUUGAUGGCACUUCUCCACCCUACAAGGUUGGUGACAAGUGCAACCCUCUCAGCAAGUAUGGUCUCACAAAGCUGGAAUCUGAGGAAGCUGUCUUGGCUGCUGCACCAGAUGUAUGUGUGUUGAGGGUUCCUGUGCUGUAUGGUCCUGUUGAGAGACUAGAGGAGAGUGCUGUCACCUGUCUUUUGAACAUCUUGAAGAGCAGUGAGCCCAAGGCUGUGUCUCACCAUGAUCAACGUUGUCCAGCACACGUCAGAGACAUUGCCCUCAUUUUAGCUGACAUGAUUGCCCUCAGUUUGAAGGGACAGAAUCUGAGUGGAAUAUAUCAGUGGAGUGGACGAGAGAAACUCACCAAGUAUGAGAUGACUUUGAAAAUGGCACUAGUGUUCUCCCUGCCCCACAGUCAUGUGACCCCGUCAAUGGAUGCCAGCCCUCUGCGACCCCAUGAUCCUGAGAUGGAUGUGAGCCGCCUCACCGAGCUUGGCAUCAGUCACCACACUAAGUUUGAGGAAGCCAUAAAGGAAUGUUUGGCCUCUUGGGUAUGAGUGAGACUGGUGUGUCUUGUCACCACUCAGAAGCAAAAGGAUGAAUGCUUUACUCAAGAGCAAUAGAAUAUUAGAUCAUUUGGCAGCAAAUCUUCCAACACUUGAUAUAGAUAGUAGAGAUGUACUGAUGUAUCGGAAUCGGCAGUAUUGGCCCUUUUUUUGGGUAUUGGUAUCAGUAUCAGUUUCGGCUUAUUUUAUGCCGAUACUUCCGAUACCUAAAAGGAAUU
Messenger RNA from Portunus trituberculatus (swimming crab), 1558 nucleotides. Its product is annotated as methionine adenosyltransferase 2 subunit beta-like. Gene Ontology annotation, cellular component: methionine adenosyltransferase complex. Gene Ontology annotation, biological process: S-adenosylmethionine biosynthetic process. The coding region runs from base 441 to 1331 and encodes 296 amino acids. Lineage: Eukaryota; Metazoa; Arthropoda; Malacostraca; Decapoda; Portunidae. The record is from RefSeq and is a predicted model, not a curated record. The transcript is spliced from 6 exons. Gene Ontology annotation, molecular function: methionine adenosyltransferase regulator activity.